UUAAGUACCUCCUUUUUUGGGACAAUAACUUCAGUAUAUUUAAUGACACUAUGACACUUUUUACCUUAAUACUAUGGCUAUUUUCAGAAUUACAAACAAAUUUUAGCAUUUUGAGUACAACAGAGAUCUAUAUGACAUUUUAAUUGUAAUUUUAAACAUUUAAGCUGUGUACACUAAUAAUUAGCAGCAAAACUGCAGCAGUUUAACAUCUCUGACGCAGGAGAACAAAAACCAGCAUAGGUACCCUGGAUGUUUUUGGAUAAUCCAUUGGAGAAUACUUCAAAACGUGGAUUCUGGGUAAACGUUCAGCUCAUAUUACCAUAUGAGCAUAUGAAAGGUCUUCUGUACUUUGCCUUAAACUGAAAAUAUUCACAGUAUGAAGGGAACAUUUUGCACAAUUCUGAAUCUAAGGGGGUCAGAUUUGAUUAUUUAUGUUGCCUGAUCCUUCUGAUGUUGUUCUCAGUAAGUUUAUAGAUCCAUUUACUGCUGAGACAGGUGUGAAUAAAUGUUCUCAGGUGUCUUUAAUCUAUUUGAAGGAGCUUAAAGUUUGGCACCGGCCUCACAUUGACUGCUUAGCAGCUGCGGGAGUUGAUCUCAUCGCCUUUGAGACAAUCCCGAGCAUCAAAGAGGCGGAGGCUGUGGUGGAGCUGCUGAGGGAGUUUCCAAACUCGAAAGCCUGGCUGUCGUUCUCCUGUAAGGACGAGAAGCGUAUAUCGGACGGCAGCCUGUUCGCUGACGCCGUGCGGGUCGCUGAGAGAUCCACGCAGCUGCUCGCUGUGGGAGUCAACUGCUGUCCUCCAGACGUGGUGGAGUCGCUGCUGGACUCUGCUGGACCGCUGCACGUCUCAAACACGAGCUGGGUGGUGUACCCUAACAGCGGAGAGGAGUGGGACACUGAGCGGGGGUGGCAAAUAUCAGGAAAACCAUCAGGAUGGACGCCUGAUCUGAGCCACAUGUGGGUGAAGCAGGGCGCUGCUCUGAUAGGGGGAUGCUGUCGUAUCGGCCCUGCUCACAUAGCAGAGCUAAGACAGCAGUUAAAGGGGCGUUGAACCUCCAGCCUCUGCAGAGAGGCCUCAAAACUUGGCUGCCUACAAGAACAGGACAAGCCGAAGGAGGCAGAAACCUGUCACUGCUGACUUUCUGCAAAUUAUAAUGAAAUCUGUGAUUGAUGACAUGAUGCUGGUGCUCACACUCUGGCUGAGCGGGCCUUCUUGUUUAUGCAGAGCUUAUGUUCACUAUAAGAGCGUGAGGAGACUCAGAGGAGAGAGAAUAAAUUAUCAUUUCUGAUUCAGUUGUGUUGUGACUAAGUUGCUUAAAAAUGCCAGUGAGUAAGUUAAAAUUAGUGGCUCCCAUCCAACACCAGCUCAGAAUCAGCUGUUUUGUUUUAUAAAAUAAGCUUUCCUAGUUGCAAACAUGCAGGUGGGUCCAAAUCUGAUUCACAAAUUUCUGUGCGUUUGCGUGGGUUCUCUCCGGGUACUCAGCCUUCCUCCCACAGUCCCACA
Neolamprologus brichardi is the source of this 1502-nucleotide messenger RNA. The record is from RefSeq and is a predicted model, not a curated record. NCBI's taxonomy places the organism in Eukaryota, Metazoa, Chordata, Actinopteri, Cichliformes, Cichlidae.